Molecule: messenger RNA, 1640 nt
Organism: Amaranthus tricolor (Joseph's coat)
Lineage: Eukaryota; Viridiplantae; Streptophyta; Magnoliopsida; Caryophyllales; Amaranthaceae
Product: peroxidase P7-like
Exons: 4
Coding region: 84-1052 (322 amino acids)
Biological process (GO): response to oxidative stress; hydrogen peroxide catabolic process
Molecular function (GO): heme binding; peroxidase activity
Source: RefSeq, a predicted model, not a curated record
ACAAGAACACGUCCUAAACUCCUAGCUUAUUCUUUAGAAAUAUUUGUUUGUUAUUUUGCCAACAUUCUUAUCUUUCUAUAGAAAUGGCUACAUCUUUCUCUUUAGCCUUUCUAGUUGUAGCUUACCUUGUUGUGGUUUCUAUUGAAAGCUCAAAUGCCCAACUAACUACAAAUUUCUAUUCUACCUCUUGUCCCAAUCUGUUUUCAACCGUGAAAUCUGUCAUGCAAUCCGCUAUUAAUAAAGAGGCUAGAAUGGGUGCUUCUAUUCUUCGAAUGUUCUUCCAUGACUGCUUUGUUAAUGGAUGUGAUGGAUCAGUUUUACUAGACGAUACGUCUACCUUUACUGGAGAAAAGAAUGCUAUUCCGAAUAAAGAUUCACUACGAGGAUUUGAAGUUAUUGAUCAGAUAAAAACUGCAGUAGAAAAAGCUUGUCCUGGUGUUGUUUCAUGUGCGGACAUCUUAGCCAUUGCUGCAAGAGAUUCUGUUGUCAUCCUAAAAGGACCCACAUGGAAUGUGAAGCUGGGUAGAAGGGAUGCUACGACGGCAAGCCAAUCAGCUGCAAACAACAACCUGGCACCACCAACUUCAAGUCUUAGUGAUCUCAUUACUAAUUACAAAAAUCAAGGCCUAUCCACCACUGAUAUGGUCGCAUUAUCUGGUGCUCACACAAUAGGACAAGCAAGGUGUAUUACUUUUAGAACUCGCGUAAACAAUGAGAGCAACAUCGACACAUCUUUUGCCACAACAAGGCAAUCAACUUGUCCAAGUGUUGUAAGCAACACAACCAACAAUAACUUGGCUCCUUUAGACGUCCAAACCCCAAAUACUUGGGACAAUAACUACUACAAGAAUCUGAUUAAUCAAAAAGGACUUUUACAUUCGGAUCAACAAUUAUUUAGUGGUGGUUCUACUAACGCUCUUGUCCAAACCUACAGCACCAAUCCUACUCAAUUCAACACUGAUUUUGUCAAUGCCAUGAUUAAUAUGGGAAAUAUUAAACCACUUACAGGAACCAAUGGCCAAAUUAGAAAGAAUUGUAGGACCAUUAAUUAGUUUAAGAGUUUGGUGAUCAAGGGUUGAGUUAAAUUUAUGCUACAAAUACUUCACAAUUGGAGAAUUACGUUUCAUUUUUGUAUCUUGGCUCAAAGGAGCCCUAGUAUGUGAACUUUAAAAUAGUUUAAGGUCAGAUUUAUAUCACCUUACUCUUAUAAAUGAUAAUAUUAAUAAAUAGAUAGUUUUUAAUUAAGCUUUAGUAAGAGCCCUAAAAUGUAAUCUUUUAAUAGUACAAAGGUUUGAAGUAUUCCUUUUGUUAUGUUAAUUAUAGAUAUAUUUCUGUUAAAUGAAAUUUUACUUGAUUAUCGAGGACGACCUACACACAAGGACAUUCAGAUUCGACAACAAUAACUAAGACUCUCUUCAUUCGCCACUUUUAGUUCGCUAAUCUGAAUUUGCCUUAGUGCAGGUUUUAGACAUGAUAUCACCACUGGGGGAUCUUUAAGGGUGUACGAGAUGAUCGACCGCACAUGGCUCCCUUUUUCUCCCGUAUAUGAAAAAGUUAAUCAAAAAAAAGAAAUAUGUUAAGUUUAUUAAUAAAAUGAAUAUAUUUACUAUAAAUAAGAUGUAACAUAAAAGUUUUCCACA